Oncorhynchus gorbuscha (pink salmon) is the source of this 2740-nucleotide messenger RNA. RefSeq lists its product as uncharacterized. The transcript is spliced from 6 exons. NCBI's taxonomy places the organism in Eukaryota, Metazoa, Chordata, Actinopteri, Salmoniformes, Salmonidae. Bases 46 to 1809 code for a protein of 587 amino acids. The record is from RefSeq and is a predicted model, not a curated record.
UACUUUUGGCCGCACAUCAACGUUAUCUUAUAGCGCAUCAUCAACAUGGAGCCCUCAGGGAACAGAACCCCCGAGGGGAAGGAUAUGAUCCAUCUGGCCAAGAAGGCAGAGAGAUACGCAGGGACUUCCCAGGCCUCGACGCCAGUUGUGGUCGUGACCCAAUCUCAAACAUCAGUUGGUGUCCCCAAGAAGCGCAUCUACGUAGUACCCAUGCCCCGGCGGGCUCCUAAAGAGCCACAAAUCCAGAUUCGGACUCCCACUACAGAUGCAACCAAAACCCGGACUCCAGUCCCAUCCAAAAAACGUAUCUUUAUUGUAUCCCAACCUUUCUCUGCUGGGGGCUCGAAGCAAACCCAGGUACCAGGCACUAGGAAACACAUCUAUGUACUAGCUCAGCCCCAGAAUGCUGCUGGGGUCAGGACCCAACCCCAAACUACAGCCAGGAUCACGACUCAACCCCAAACUACAGCCAGGAUCACGACUCAACCCCAAACUACAGCCAGGAUCACAAUUCAACCCCAAACUAUAGCUGGGAAAAUAGUGCCAGGACAGACCCAGAUCAAGACUCCAACUGGGGUCACAGUUCAAUCCCAGAUUGUAGCCAGUGUCAAAGCCCAAGUCCAGCCUGCAGUAGGGAGAACAGACCCUCCUAAUGCUCCAAGGCAGACUAGGAAGAUGGUUCACUUCCAACCCAAGCCUCUGACAGCCAGGGAUGCAGCCCCAACCAAGGCUGAUGCCCAGACUCAGACCCCUACUGUCGUGGCAGAGGUGGUCUCUAUGCUGCAACUCGGAGAUGUGAGACCUGCACCGCAGCCAUACCUGGUCCACAAAGAAGAGGUGCUGAGGAGGAUGGGUGCGCCAGAGAAGAUGUCAGUGAGAACGUUGCUGAUGUACACUGGGAAGAACCCUGCAGACCGAGACAGCAAGAACAGAUUGGUGAAAAACCUGAUUAAGGCUGGAAUCCCCCCCGUCGAGAUCCCUACCUAUAUCACCAGUGCCUUCUCCAGGCUCACCGAGGGUGACACCACAAUGCUGUGUAGUGACAUGAAGUCCCUAGCUAUCAAACACCUCAACUUCACCAAUAUGGCCGAGCAGCUCAUAGAGGAGACCAACCCUGUGCAGCACUGGUCCAAGAUCAUCGAUACCAAAGCCCAGCUAGAGGAGUUGAGACUGUGUUUCAGGGACCCAGCUAACAGUCGUCUGAUGGACAACGUGACCCACGGUAUGAGCACGGGCGUGAUGGACGCCACCUUCGACAUCAUCUCUACCCUCAUUGACUACCAGGUGCAGCUAAUCGCCUGUCUAGUGAACACCAUGCCUUCACACCAAACUCCCACUAGGACGGCUGUCAAAAUUAGGCCUUCUCCGGCCCUUCAGACAUCCGUGUCCCUCGUCGCCCCCCCUGUUAUCACCAUUCCGACGCCCCUGGGCCCAUUAGCCUCCCAACCCCCCUUGAAACGUCUCUAUGUGUUAGCCCAGCCCCACAACAAGCCCCUGCGGUGCUGCCAAGAGACCCAGAACGAGACCCAGACAGACACCCAGCUCCCUAAGGAACCACUGAAACAUCAAAAGGGUCGAGGCGUCCAGCGUGGCCCCAGGGGAUCUUACAGGAAGAGAGCCGCUUCAGGGGCCUCAGACAGGAAACAGGAAGCGGCUCAGGAGAAGGGGAGGGGUAAGAAGGUUAAGCUAAACCCCUCCCCACACGUUGCCACGGAUACCGAGGAAGAGGGCAAUGCAAAGAUGGCCAAAAAGAGAACUCCUGGCAACACAGAAGGAAACUCAGCAACUGGAUGUACACAAACAAAUUGAAAAGUUACAGAAUGUGUAGCUGCAAACUCCAGCAGAAAGGAAACCCCAACAGUUGCGCCAACAGAAACAUAGCCUCGUUCCAGAAACAGUUUCUGGCUCCUACACUUGCGUAGGCCUAGAUAUGAGGGGAUUGGAUAGGUGAAAGCAAUUGGAUAGGUAUAGCAAAUCAAAUUUGAUUUGUCACAUGCGCCGAAUACAACAGGUGUAGUAGACCUUACCUUGAAAUGCUUACUUACAGGCCCUUAACCAACAAUGCAGUUCAAGAAAGAGUUAAAAAAAUAUUUACAAAAUAAACAAAAAAAAUUAAUGUAACAAUAACAAUGCUAUAUACGGGUCAAUGUGCGGGGGUACAGGUUAGUCGAGGGGGUCAAUGUAAAUAGUCCGGUUGGUCAUUUGGUUAAUUGGUCAGCAGUCUUAUUGCUUGGGGUAGAAGCUGUUACGGAGCCUUUUGGACCUAGACUUGGUGCUCCGGUACGGCUUGCUGUGUGGUAGCAGAGAGAACAGUCUAUGACUUGGGAGACUGGAGUCUUUGACAAUUUUUUGGGGCCAUCCUCUGACACCGCCUCGUAUUGAGGUCCUGAAUAGCAGGAAGCUUGGCCCCAGUGAUGUACUGGGCCGUACAUACUACCCUCUGUAGCGCCUUACGGUUGGAUGCAACCGGUCAGGAUGCUCUCGAUGGUGCAGCUCUAGGACUUUUUGAGGAUAAUGGGACCCAUGCCAAGUAUUUUCAGUCUCUGAGGGGGAAAAGGUGUUGUUGUGCCCUCUUCACGACUGUCUUGGUGUGUUUGGACCAUGAUAGUUUGCCAGUGAUGUAGACACCAAGGGACUUCAAACUCUCGACCCGCUCCAUUACGGCCUUGUCGAUGUGAAUGGGGGUGUGUUCGGCCAUUAUUUUCCUGAAGUCCAAGAUCCGCUCCUUUUUGUCUUGAUC